CUGGCGCCUCUACAGCUCAUCAGCCAGGCCAGCGUUGUUUAAACUUCAAAUAGUGGAAUUUAAUUACAGCAGCGGCUGUGUAUACCAACACCUCACUUGCGUGAUCAGUAACAACAAGCACUGCCUUGUAAAUUCUGUCUCAGAUUGUAAAACAAGCGGACGUUUUGGGCAGUGACUUAAAAGCAACGUUGCCUUUGUCAUUAACACUUCCUCGUAGGAGAGACGUAUACAGUAGGCUCCAAUGUUUCAGGCAAUGGCCCUCCAUUGCGAAGAGAGAGGGCAGCUUUAUUGACUGACUGAGAUGGUGUAUCGCCUGAAACUGUAUUCGUGUACUUUAUAAAGCAGCCAGAUGAAGUCGGCGCGCCAGGAUUAAAUGCCACGGGAACACAGUUUCCUCCACUCACUGCGCAACCACAGCAGUCCUGCCAGGCUCGGUGCGCUCGGCGUUCCUGGGUCCGUAGGAGGCGGAGGUGGAGGGGGCGGGACUGUGAUGCUGGCUCCUCCCACACCACCACCACCACCACCUCCUCCACCGCCAUCGACGGCGCACGCAGCGCUGUCAGGGAGAAUGAACGGCGCCCAGGACGGGGCUCACGCGGAGCCGACCCGCUCCGGCACCACACUCGUGCGCGUCUCCCUGCCCAACAAGCAGCGCACCGUGGUUCCUGCUCGUAGCGGGGUGACCGUGAAGGACAGCCUCAUGAAGGCGCUCACGAUUCGUGGCCUCACCACGCACUGUUGCGGUGUCUACAGGGUGAAUGAACGUGGGAAGGAGAUGAUCGAUUGGAACAUGGACGUGUCAUGGUUCAUCGGGGACGAGCUCUCGGUGGAAAUUUUGGACAACGUGCUUCUCACCACACACAACUUUGUGCGCAAGACGUUCCUGUCCCUGGUUUACUGCGAUUUCUGCCUGCGUUUCCUCUUCAAUGGCUUCCGCUGCCAAACGUGCGGGUACAAGUUCCACGAGCGCUGCAGCACGGAGGUGCCCAUGGUCUGCAUCAACCUCCACCAGCUCAAAAACCGAAUCCAGCCGGACAUGCGGGACCUGACGUGGUGUGAUCACCCGAGCCCCAUCUCACCGGGCUACUUAAGCCGCCCGCCGAUGUCUGCCAUGCCAGCAUCGAGCCACGGGUCGCCCGACAUGCGGCCGAGCUCGCACGCGUUCCCGUUCCCUCCGCUGCUCGUGGAGGUCGGGGGGUCGCUGGGCUCUCGCGAGCGCUCCACGUCCACACCCAAUGUGCACAUCCCGAGCACCACGACGCCUGUGGAUGCCUCACUCAUAGAGAGUCUCUUGAAAAGUUCAUCCUCCCACCAAUCAGGAGGGAGCCACACGGGCGCCAGCCCUCCCGCCAGCCAGUCGGGCGUCGUGGGGCGGUCAAAAGGGCAAAGGUCGCCCGUCACGCGGGAAAAGAAACUCCCGUCGUCCGACGACAAGCGUCUGACGAAAGGCGAGGGUAUUGGUGGCAACCGAGACUCGAGCUACUACUGGGAGGUGAAGGAGGAGGAGGUGACGCUGGUGAAACGGAUCGGCUCCGGUUCGUUUGGAACCGUCUACAAGGGCAAGUGGCACGGCGACGUGGCCGUGAAGAUUCUGAAGGUGACGGGGCCCACGCCGCAGCAGCUCGAGGCCUUCAAGAACGAGGUGGCUGUGCUGAGGAAGACGCGGCACGUGAACAUCCUGCUGUUCAUGGGCUACAUGACGCAGCCGCGCCUCGCCAUCAUCACGCAGUGGUGCGAGGGCUCCAGCCUCUACCGCCACCUGCACGUGGCCGACACCAAGUUCGAGAUGUACCAGCUCAUCGACAUCGGCAAGCAGACGGCGCAGGGCAUGGACUACCUGCACGCCAAGAAUAUCAUCCAUCGAGACCUCAAGUCCAACAACAUCUUCCUGCACGAGGCACUGACGGUGAAGAUCGGUGAUUUUGGCCUGGCUACCGUCAAGUCGCGCUGGAGCGGCUCCCACCAGCUGGAGCAGCCGUCCGGCUCCAUCCUCUGGAUGGCGCCGGAGGUAAUACGCAUGGAGGACAAUCCUUACACGUUCCAGUCUGACGUCUACGGCUUUGGCAUCGUCCUGUUCGAGCUCAUGACGGGGCGACUACCGUACUCCAACAUCAGCAACCGCGACCAGAUCAUCUUCAUGGUGGGCCGGGGCUACCUGUCCCCCGACCUGGGCGAGACGUACGGGAACUGCCCCAGAGCGAUGAAACGCCUCAUUGUCGACUGUAUCAAGAAGAAGAGGGAGGAACGGCCACUCUUUCCACAGAUCCUGUCGUCCAUCGAGCUGCUGGAGAAGUCCCUGCCCAAAAUUCACCGCAGCGCCUCGGAGCCGUCGCUGCACCGUGUCGGCAUCCAGCCAGACGAGGCCCGGCUUUAUGCCUCCAACUCGCCCAAGUUCCUCAUCACCACUCGUGCUUAGAGACAGGGACCCACGCCCAUGCCCACGCGCGCUAGGCUCCGCGCUCGGCUCCGCGCUUGGCUCCACUUGUGCGCGUGUGCGUUGCCCCCAAACACACACAGGACUAGCCGUGCAGCCUGGAUCCAAUCUCGGCUCCUCUCUCUGCCCAUCACACGUGUGUGGUGUUUCUCACACACACACAAGCAAGCUCAGCCUGGAGCCUCUCGAAAACACGCUUGGCUCCACUCUCUGCGUGUGUGCACGUGUGUCUGUUGCACGUCUUGUGUGUUCGUGCAUGUGCGCGCACUAUCACGCGCGCUCUCUCUGUUGUGCUGCAGUGUGCGUGCAAGUGUGUUUGUUAUGCGUGUGUGUCCGGUUUGACUGUACCCUCGUGUGAAUAUUCCCUUUGGUCCUCUAGCAUUGGCGUUAGUCCCCCUGAUGCUGGCACAUGAGCGUUGGCAUUAUCCCUCUGGCGAUAGGCUACUGUUCUUGCUGGAUUGCUAGCAUUGGCAUGGAACUUCUGGUAUUGCUUUCAGGACACUCGUGCUAUUGUAGGCUAUUAACACAUGUUAGGCAGCUAGCAUUGGUCCCUAGAAAAUUUCCUUUAGGCCGCUGGCAUUGAAUUGCAAGUAUUACGUGGCUACCAGCAUCACCUUUAGUCCAUUAGCAUUGCCUCUUGGCCUCUGGCAUUGGUGUUGGGUCACUAGACCUCGGCUCCAGGGCACGAAUGUUGGCUUUACACUGCUGUGCGUGGCAUCACUGUCAAAACAGGGCAAGCCCCCUAGCCUUAAGUAUGUGUUUAUCUGAACUAAAUCUUUUUAAAUAUUUCCCUAACCUCCCCGCACUCCCUUACUGCAUAUAGGCACAUUCAUGAAAUCUGCAGGAUGCGUAGGUGGAUUAUAAAUUAUUGUGACUUAUUAUUAUUUUGAAAUUAAUAAUUAGUAUAUAUUAUACGCAUAACAUCACGAUCAACGUUUCUCACGUUCACCCGUCGGCCAAUGUAAUUAAUUUGCUUUGCGUGGUGUAUAUAUAGAGGUGGGUGUGCGAUACCGCGCGCGAUGGAGAAGGGACUGGUUAAGUGUAAGGGGAGGAAGAGGCCCUGAGGCUGUGUAUGCCACUGUCUCCAUCUUCUUACUGUCGCGUGUCUUAACAAGCAACCUCGCUCGCGUUCUCCCUUCGGCUCAACGCACCUGUGCGCGGGGAGGCACGGACACACAAUGCUCGUACACAACCCUUUCCAAAGAUGCCUGCAACCCCGUGCCUCCCGUUCUCGUUGACCCCUUUAUCCACAAUCGGUGCUUUAAUUCCACGCAAGGUUAGCUGGCUGCCUGAGGUGUGCUUACCGUGGAGUGGGAUGGUAAGACAUUAAGUGAUUAAAGGUUAAGAGAGAUGGCAGUAGGUGACGGUCAAAAUUGCGGCAGUGCAAGAAAAAUGUAAACAAAAGAAUUCUGCGAGAGCGUUGCUGCCGCCGCGCGAUUGGCGCACCGGUUGCUCCUGGGAUUUGCGAUACUGCGGCCAUUUUAACGGGAUUUCCCCCGUGCUGCCGUAGGAGGGGCUUAACUUAUGAUGUGUUCAACCUUUUCUAAAAACAAAAGGAAACGGAGGGGAGUGGUCAACUGUGUCUUGGUAGAAGACCGCAUCACCCAAAAAAUCAUUUUUUUUCUUAUUUUGUACAACGGGGAGCUGACAUUUCUUAGAUUUUUCUGUGUCCCUUUCUGCGUGUGUUCCUUGGUACAACGGUACUCGUGGUUGUAUAGGUGGGCAUGUGUACAAAUUAAAUGAGCAUUAGCGUAUGGGGAAGCUGGUGCCGACUUAAUGCAGGUAGAAAAGAUAAUCGGCUCUGGCCCUGCGCUUAAGCUUUUUGCGUGUUUAAAAAAAAUAAUCAAGCAACAAAAUCCUUUGAGAGUAAUUUGUUUGAAAGUAAAUAUGAACGUUUAAAAGAACUUAAGUGAUUGAAUAAUUAUGGAAUAAAUGCUGUAAAUAUUUAAGCUUUUACAUAUCAUUUAGGGUUUUAGUUUCACUCUUGAAUAAGAUGGCCUUGUAAAGGUAUAUAUUAAAGGUGAACAUGAGCGGUUAUUUUUGUAAGCUUUUCAGCAAUAAUGCAGCAAAAACGAAGCGACAAACCGUGCAUCUUAAAAUGCGUCGCAAACCGCAAAACAGAUAUGUUGCAGAUACAUUUUACGUUGAUUUGUCUGACUUGGUCAUGUGAAGCAGCGCAUCGCCAUCUCAAUUUGGGAUUUAAGCAAAACCCAUGGAUAUCACGCUGGAUUUGCAAUCCAGAAAUCGCCGGUUCGAUUAAAUCUCCUGGCGUGGCAGUUGAAACGGUGGGCGAGUUUAUUAAAUCUGCACCCCCUCCGUCCGCCCCAACAUUCUCUCCAACGGGUUCAUCGCAGUUGAUCGGUAAGGUCACGUGUGGUGGGUGUGCUCCCACCUCUUCCAGCGUGGAAGAGUAGACCAAAAACAUCUUCUAGAGGGGGCGCUCUAGAGCUGCCAGCGGUGACCAUGAGAAAGCAAUUGCACAGCUGCGCCUUUACCGCUGUGAUAGAGGACGAACGGUUCCCAGCCCCUGCCAGUUGCUGCUAGUGGUCACUCAUCUAGAGAUAAUGGCUCUGUUGCUGGCGGCUUGCAAACAUGUGCUGGGCAGUCACUGUGCGAGGUGAGCUUUCUCUGGUUAAAAUGAUACAGCGUGUGGGCUUCACUUUUGGCCACCGAUUCGUAUUCACGACGAGAGCAUUAAGGAUCCUGCCUUUUAUCCUUCGACAAGCAGCUAAGAUCACUGUCAGGGGGGCCAUGGUUAGACUCCGGCCACAACUGGCCCAGUCUUGCCAAGUUCAGGGGCGGGCAUAGGGUUAUAUUCUGGGCUAGGCACAAACCUAGUGCGAUGCUGUUUCGUGUUAGAAUGUGUAGGCGGCUGUGUGCGACGAGAAGCUGACGUGAAUGAAAAAGCCGAUUUCAGUCUCGUGUUGUUGCACUGAAAGGUGGUGAGGUCGGGGUCAGGUUUGUGCCUGAAGCUUGGCCAGAGUUUCUGGGAUUUUUUUGUUAAGGGACUUCACUCCCCCUCCAUGCUGUCCGUGUCCCCAAACAAAUCGUAGUUUAAAAAAACCCUUCGAUCAUUCAACACAGCACUUGAAUUUAAUGUUGGUGAGUUACACAUUGCUUCUUUUCGGAAGCAAUCUACACAUAUCAGGGCAUGGAAGGCAGGGAUUUCGGGUCCGCCGAUUUCAGUUGGAACCAUUUGCCAAGCUUCUGGCGCCUGACCCAGUUUUGUUGCCAAGCAUUAAAAUGAUAGAUGUACAACGCAAGCGCCGUUCGUCGCUUUGCCACGUGGUCGGAGCGUCACGUCACGGCGCUGUCUUUUUUUGCAAACCUCGUUGCGCGUCUCCGCCACCCAAUGUCGCCUUAUUUAAAAAACCAAAACGUGGCUGCGACAGUUUUUUUUUGAUCGUGGAGCCGCAGGCACGGGGGGGGGGGGGUAAAGGGAGUGCGAGGCAUGUUGACAUUUUGGCAUUCAGCAGCUGACAGAUGUUGGCUUUAAUAAUAAUAAAUUGUCUUUCAGCAGCUCAACAGCACCUUAAUGUGGGGUGGGUAGUCGUGUCCCUUUAAAGAGGGCCCGUGUCGAAUUUUGUAUGCUGAUGAGCUGCGUGCGAAUGGAGUGCUCUACCAAAAAAAAACAACUCCCAACCGUCUCGGCGUUAGAUUCUAAUUGGGAUUCGAGUGGUGGUGUCGUGGCCUGCGUCACCACAACGCUCGUGACAGUUUUGACAGGCCAGACCCCGGCCAGCGGGCUGUUUCUGCCAAAUUGAGCGAGAACUCAAUUUCCAAAUGGAUGUUGUUGCGUCGCUUGGGAUUGUUUUCACUAAGCUGGCUUAGCCAUGGCACUGCUGAGCAUAAUUUGGCGUAUUUGUGCAUAGAGCGCCUUUAUUAUAAGCAGACACUGCAAUGUAAAGAGCAUUGGCGUAAGCCGUGCCAAAUCAACAGACUGCUCACCCCGGACAUUUUAACGGAGAGGCAGUUUCACAAAUUUUUUGGAAGCUAAACCGCAUUUUGAGCAGGCAUGUAAUGAUAUGCCCCCCCCCUCCCACUGCAACCCCAUGAUUGGCAGCAAUUUCAAGAUGCGCGGUCACGAUUUGAUCGGAGAAGCAAGUGUUGUGUUGUUACUGUGCUGUUGCCGUGGUGUAAUGGUGAGCAACACUGAACUUGAAAUCAAUGAGGUCGCCGGUUAAAUUCCAUUUCGUGCCACAGCGCUUGAAGCAACAAUCGGGCAAGUUUAUACUGGUAGGAACCUCCUGGUUACACCAGCCCACAGGGGAUUAUUCUCUCCGUCCGUCCGUCGUGCAUCCAAAAAUGGGAGGGGUGGGGCUGGGUGGAGAGG
Messenger RNA from Lethenteron reissneri (Far Eastern brook lamprey), 6767 nucleotides. Its product is annotated as serine/threonine-protein kinase A-Raf-like. NCBI's taxonomy places the organism in Eukaryota, Metazoa, Chordata, Hyperoartia, Petromyzontiformes, Petromyzontidae. Gene Ontology annotation, biological process: protein phosphorylation; MAPK cascade. Gene Ontology annotation, molecular function: ATP binding; MAP kinase kinase kinase activity. Gene Ontology annotation, cellular component: mitochondrion; cytosol. The record is from RefSeq and is a predicted model, not a curated record.